CUACAGGCCACUCUGCGUUAAAUGAAAUACAUCAAGACCAAUCAGAAUGAAAACUAUAAGACUGCCAUUGGAUCUCCGUGUCGUAAAGAAUCAUGAUAUCCACCACUAUUCGAAGUCCCGUUUUGCAAUCAGCCGGAUUGUGUCCGAGAGUGGACAACUGGUAGACACUGAGAUCUAAAGUAAUUGGUUGCGGGUUGUAUCGGAAGGAAUGUCAGUCCCGUUCACUAAGGCGCAUAAUUAUCAUAACGAUCAAUGUUUAGCGAAGAAUGUUUAGCGUCCAAUUAGAGAUACGUCGAUCCAAGAAAAAAGAACGAUGAUUGGUAGAACGAUUAGGUGUGCAUCCGGUCGACUGUCCGUGGUUUAGGUGUAAGUUCGACAGAGAAACAUCAGUGAAUGACAGUGGUUUUGUGCGGACGCAUUUGGUGUCCGCCUGCGACCGCGCGCGCGCGUGCAACUAACAACAAUGCCGUGGUAGGGAUAAAUUAUUUCUGAGUUCGCUGCGCUGUCGUAGAAAUUGCAUCGUGGCUUUAUCAUGUAGUUUCGCAGGCGAGAGGGAACCGACGUCGAGAGUUUUGCGUGUAGAUCGAACAGCGUACGACACCGGGGCGAGUUCGGCGUCGGCGUCUGGCUCCGGGCAGCAGCACGGUGUGACGUGUGUACGCCGUCGUCUCUAAUUAUCACGAUUAUUUAAUCAUGCCCAAUUCGCAAGGAAGCAGGCUGAUUCGCGAGCAGUCAGAAUUGCGACCGCGCCACCACAUCCUCGUUCUUUCCUUAUGAUGAAAAUGACGGUUAUGGUGAUAUGACAAUGAUGAUCCUGUGAUCGUGCAAAGUGACCAGUCUGAUAGAUGUUUUAUCAGUUGUAAGUGCCUACACCAAGGAUUAAUAAUCGUUGAUCAGUCCUGUUCGACCCUCUACGAAUUCUCACGGGAGCGGCACUCCGUACAAGAGAGUGGAGACCGCAACCCACAGUUUGGAGCGUUGCUAGUUCAAUUGUUCAGGAGUGAAAUAGUGGAGCAGGGUAAAAAGAACAACAAGCCGGAAGGAAGAGGGAGGAAGCAGCAGGAAGUGGCAUCAGAAGUGAGACAGAGAAGAGGAAAGAAAGAAGAAAGGGUAGACGCGGCGGAUCGGGAGGGCAGGGUAGCAAGAUGGCGGGGUCCUUAACGUGGUCGUGUACUUGUUGCCUGCGGUUCAAGUUUAGCCCCGAGGAAAUUGAACAACGAUAUAAGAGUCAGGAAAUUGAUCGGAUGCUCGAGAGGGACCGGCAAACAUUUCGUCGACAGGUAAAGCUCCUGCUACUUGGGGCUGGUGAAAGCGGCAAGUCUACGUUCCUCAAACAGAUGCGAAUUAUCCAUGGGAUUAAAUUUGAGCCUGAAUUGAUCAAGGAGUACCAGCAUGUAAUUUACCAGAACAUCAUUAAAGGGAUGAAGGUGCUGGUUGACGCCCGUGAUAAAUUGAACAUUGCAUGGGAAAAUCCUAAGAAUUAUGAUAUUGGAUAUCAACUGCUCAAAUUUGAGAACACUAUGAUCCUAGAUGCCAGGCUAUUCAUGCACUAUGUGCCAGCAUUACAAAGCCUUUGGAAAGAUGCUUCCAUCAAAAGAGCAUUUGAUAGGCGGAGAGAAUUCCAGUUGUGUGACUCAGUGCAAUACUUCCUGGACAGCCUUGACAGGAUUGCCAGAGUGGACUACGUGCCUACGAAUCAAGACAUAUUGCACUGCAGAAAAGCUACAAAAGGUAUAUCCGAGUUCUCGAUCCCGAUCAACAACCUCUCGUUUUUAUUUGUGGAUGUCGGUGGACAGAGAUCGCAAAGGCAGAAAUGGUAUCAGUGUUUUGAUUGCGUCACUUCGAUACUUUUCCUCGUCUCGUCAUCGGAAUUCGAUCAAGUCCUACUAGAAGACAGGCGGACCAAUAGACUGGAAGAGUCGAGAAAUAUAUUCGACACAAUCGUAAACAACACGAUAUUCGGCGGCGUGUCGAUUAUCCUCUUUCUAAAUAAAAUCGAUUUACUCGAUAAGAAAGUUAGAUCGGCGGAUACUAAUGUGCGCUACUACUUCCCGCAAUUCACUGGCGACUCACAUUCCAUGAAGGACGUGCAAAACUUCAUUUUGAAUAUGUUUGUAUCCGUGAAGAGGGACAAGAAGAAGCAGCUCUUCUAUCACUUCACAACAGCAGUGGACACCGAGAAUAUGAAGGUCGUGUUCAGUGCUGUAAAAGACACUAUACUUCAUCGUAAUCUCGAGUCGCUGAUGCUUUUAUAAGAUCAUGCGAUGACUGGAAGAUUCAAUGAAUUAGCGCCACGACGAUGACGAGUUUAGCGUGAGAGCUGAAUUAAAUAUGGCCGAAUAUAUAAGUAAUGAUUGGGAAUUUUUAAGUUUAUACACGCCAUAAGAUAUUCUUCCAUCCCCUUUUUGAUAAACAUAUAUAUGACAAACUGUCGGUCCGAGAGGUCUGUCUAGGCUAUUAAUAAUUAUGAUAUCGUGUACAUAGACGACUUGUAUUUUCUACGUAGUCGAUAAUUUCAUUGAUAAUGGAUUUAUAUAUUUAUAUAGGGCAAUGAUUCAUUGGAGAUUAUUGUAACUUUUGAUUAUUAUAUUUUGUACAGAUCUUUUUAAUCCGACGCUUUUUUACAUUGCGAAUACGUAAAGAGAAUGCUGGUCAGUUAGCCAGAUUUCGUGCGAGUGUAAUUGUAACUUAUUUCUUACUUAAGGCUAAUUAUCAUCAUUAACAUCGAAUAUAAUAAGUAACAAGGAAACCAAAUACUAGAUCCAUGCCAUACAAACCAAAUGAAACUAACCAGUUUGUGUUCAAAUUGUGUGCACAAGAUCACUUGUAAUUGCUGUCGCUAAUGAGUUUUUUUGUAAUUACCGUAAAAUUUUUCAUUCUCCGUGACGAUAGCCAUUGUUCUUUUUUUCUCUUUGGUUUUAUAUUUACUUCGAAAAUUCCUUAAAAAAAAAUUAUACAUCCAAUUGUGCAUGAGAUCAGAGUCUGUCGUCGUAGCCUCAUUAAAAUUGUAAUUAUAAAUGGUCCAAUCUUAACGUAUUACUGCCAACGUAAUUCGCUGCUUUCUUCAUCUUAAUGUGGAAACGCGAAUCGAACUGUGAUCAUUGUAUAUUGUAAUAUUUGGCAACCGGCAUGGCGACAGAGCUGGUAUAAUCGCUCUUAGAUACAACCUGAGGACCCAACCUCGUGGUUGUCUCUUAAUUAGUAAUUAAAUCUGUGAUCGGACAUUUAGAAAGAAGUUUCAAUUGAACCGUUUUUUUUUCCCGUAAAAUUGUACAUUUCUGAGAGCGACUUUUGCUUUCCUACGUGGCGAUCAAUAUUAGCGAAUUUAUCGGGAGCGUGCUCUUUGAUGGACACGAUAAUUUUGGUUUCUUCUAUUAUAAUCGUAUGAGAAUACAAAUAGUUGUUUGGCAAAACGAUUCUUGUUCGACGAUACAAGUUAAAUGCACAUACACGCUUUCUCUUACGAAGAAUAAUCAUAGGAAAGUCCACCUCGCAGUUAAUUCAUAUUUUGUUUCAUUUUCCGAAAGGCACUAGUUUGAUGGUAAUUUAUAUGAAAGAAGAAAAAAGCGGUAGUAUCAAUAGUUUAGACAAAUUAAUAUAUUAAUAUUCAUAGAAACAAUUUUGAUGAACAUAAUUUCUGCAUAUUGAGCAUUAUGCAUACAUUGCAAGAAUUUUUUGAAUAUGUACCAAAUUUAUUAUGUAUUGUAGUACAUUAGAAAAUAGGCUGACGAUAUAAUUCUCACUGACGCACAAUACAAUAUUGCUUCUUCGAUCCAGUAAAUUUGGAUACAAGUUUUUGUCAGUCAUAUGAAAAGAAGAUCAAUCACUUCGUUGUUCUGUAUCACUGACAGUGAAGGCAAUCAUUGUUUUUUUUGUUUUAUGGAAAAUUCACAAAAACUAUACAGUCCUAAGACAAUCGGUGUAACCUUACAUUUCCAAUAAUCAAAAACGAUUUACAUGCUUCUCUACCGCGCGAUUCGAACUGCGACCGUUUCAAUUGUUUUAUUUGUUUAAAUUGAUAAUUGUUUACAUUCCUAUGGAGCUAAUCUGGCCCAAUUUAGUUAACACUUCUAUUAUUAUACUGUUACGAGCAAAUCGUGCAUACGAUAAAAUCUUUUCUCUCAUCUUCUCUACUUUUAUAUUCCUAUGUCUUCCUACUCACUUUAUCAUCCUGAGACGCUCUAUCUCUUUUUUUUUUCUUUUUAACGAUAUACUCGACUUCCUCACACUUUUCACUAUCUUUGACUUAUGUAAAAAGAAUCUUGCGAACUCAGUGCGACAUCUAAUACGCAUAUAUGCAUAACUAUAAGCUUCUUAAGUGUAUUAUAAUGUGCACAAAUCACGCCUAUCGUAAUCGAGUAUGAGUAAUGAUUUGUCGUUUUUCUUUUGAAGAAGGUAUUUUGGAGCAGUACGUACAUUCGAUAUAAUUUGAUUGCUAUUAAAAAAUUUACCUGCGGAGAGACAGAACCCAUUGUUAUUAAAUUGUAAAUAUGUUGUAUAUGAUCAGCAGAGAACAUUCACAAUAGUCGAUAAUUAAUUUAUUCGAAAGCACGAGAUAUCGCGAUAUUUUUUAUAAUCGCGCAAGCUCUUUCGUGCCUUAUUAGAUUAGCGUAAUCAUCACCUGUCUUUAUUCUCUAUACGUAUUCUUGAUUAUGAGAAACAUAUCUUUUAUGGUCGAUAUUACUAAUUUAAGGCUUAAGAAUAAUUUACAAUUUAUUCUCGGAUAUUAUAGCAACGUAUCCGUAUGUUGAUACGCAUUACGAGCAAAAUAAGUCGCAAUAUUAUGAAAGUUCUCUGCUCGAUUAAAAGUGUCAUGUAAGACCAUAGGUGUAAUCAUUUUUUAUCCACGUACACUGUUUCUUUUUUUUUUUAAUUUGAAUUUGGGACAUACCAAAGUGUAGGUUGGUUACUUCUGAAAUUAUUAUCUCUGUUCAGUAACGAAGAGUGUUUUGCGAAUCUUUUUGGAAAUUUUAUGCAAGAUUAUUUCACUGUAAUUUGGAUCCAUGACACAAUGACGUUUGACAAUUUUUCGCGUUUAAUCCGGUGCAAAUUUUGAUUCUCGGUGACGAGUGAUAAUUCGAUAUGAAUAAAUUUCGAAAUUUUCUAAAUGUAUGGUUUAAUCUAUUUUUUAAAAUAUUUUGUAAAAACACAAGCGUCAUUAAACUUUCACCGAUUUUACAGCGUUACUUCGAUUUUAAGCAUCACGAAAGUGAAACGGAUUGUAUAAUUAGUUGAAAAUGGUGAUACAAACGCAAUAGAGGUAUCUUUGUUAAUGAGUGCUCUUGUGUGAAAGCUAAACGAUAAGAUGUACUUUUUUGAAGAGCUUUUUUUAAGUACGUGCAUUGCAAUUGAUAGAUAUCGGUAUACGAGGUGCCAAUUUAUUAAUUAUUAAUUAUUGCAACAAGAAAACACGGGAUAUCGCUUGUAAAAGCGCAUGCAAUUAAUCAUCAGCACUGCAGUUGAUUUUUGGAGAAUGGCGUAAAUCAAUAUUUUCUAAUCGCACACCUACAAGCUUCGACACAACAUAGAGCAGUAUAUUAAUAUGAUUAUACUUAUUAUUCAAGUAAUCAAUAAACUUACAACGAAGGACAGAUUAUUUGGGGUGGACAUGUAAAUGGGGAUUUAAGUUAGUCAUUCUUUUAGAGGAAGAGAAAGUUUCCUUUUUUAUUUGUACUGGUGAUUUGGCUAGUUCACUUUUUCUUUUGUACGGAAAUGAGAGAACUUUUUGUAAGACACCAGUCUUUAUAUUUCAUGUCCGUCCGGGAAGUCCGUAUUUCAUGUACAGUUAUAUCCAUAACGAUAGGUAGAACAGACUUUCUGACUGUUACAAAUACGUCCAUUGGGCUAUCCAUUAAUCCUGGUAAAUAUUUGCAGUACGAUAUCCAUUAUAUUGUAAAUGUUCCCUUAAUAUCUUAUAAGCAAUUUUAUUAAUAAUCGUGUAGCUUGUAAUGCGGCUGUCCUGCCUAUCGUCGAUAGCUUUUUGUAUAUGAGAAUUAUAUUUUGUUAUUUUAUUUGCAUUUUAUUGUAUAUGAACUGAAGUAUGUAGAUAUAUUGUGCCUUUUGUAUAUUGUAUAUUUGUAUAUAAAUAUAUUUUACAUGAAUUAUUGUAAUGAUGUAGGACGUCCACAUAAACAAUAAAUAAAAUCUUAUAGA
Cephus cinctus (wheat stem sawfly) is the source of this 6153-nucleotide messenger RNA. RefSeq names its product guanine nucleotide-binding protein subunit alpha homolog (gene cta). Gene Ontology annotation, biological process: Rho protein signal transduction; adenylate cyclase-modulating G protein-coupled receptor signaling pathway. The record is from RefSeq and is a predicted model, not a curated record. NCBI's taxonomy places the organism in Eukaryota, Metazoa, Arthropoda, Insecta, Hymenoptera, Cephidae. Bases 1146 to 2255 code for a protein of 369 amino acids. Gene Ontology annotation, molecular function: D5 dopamine receptor binding; guanyl nucleotide binding; G-protein beta/gamma-subunit complex binding. Gene Ontology annotation, cellular component: brush border membrane; heterotrimeric G-protein complex. The transcript is spliced from 6 exons.